AUGACUACUACAACUACUACAACUACUACAGCUACUACAACUACUACAAACCAACCACCUAUAUUUAUAUCCAAGUUCAUAAAGAAUGAUCGAUCAAACAACAACAACCUAGCAGCUGCUACCAAUGUCACCUCCAAGAGAAAGACAGAGUUGAUCAAACAUAUAUUGUCCAAUGCAGUAUUGAAUAGAUUACUGUUUGAUCAUGUCAAUAGAAUGAACUCGGAGGAUGAGUCAUUGACUGUUGACACUCUGAUCCAAACACGUAGUUUCCGUCUGUUGAUCUCAAGGCUACGCGCUCAAACACAUCCCUAUAGUCUGUUUGGAGUCUUCCGUUCAUUCUGUCAGGCAGCGCCUGAUCUACGGUCAUUCAAAGAGAUGCACCAAUUGAUACUCGAGCGUCAAAUACACCUAUCAAUGAGCUUCAAUGGGAGUGGAGUGAUCGAUUGGUGUCUGGCGUGUAGCAAGCCAAACUUUGGAAUUGUUCGCUACCUCUUUGUUGAUGCCAACUACAGAAGCAAACGUGCACUGUCUGUGGCGCUGGCCCAUGAUGCGAUGGACACUGCGCACUUUCUGUUCAAGCGAUACAACUUGUUCUUCCCUCUGGAGGCACCGCGACGAAUCAAAUCACUCGAGGCUGCCACGUUCCUAAAAUUUAAUGGAUUCCCAAUGCCACGAAGCUUGGUACUGGAUGCCAUUCAAUGUGGAAAUGUAGAGAUGCUCAAGUAUCUUUUGCGCCACACCACCGGCACAUACCAACAGCCACAUCCACAGGCCACUGUUCAAUCAUUCAAUGUACCACUGACCAACAACUUUGAACUACUACGUUAUAUCGUUGAGAAGCGAUGCAACCUUGGCAAUGGCCUUGUCAUCCAGUUUGACAUGGAGAAGGUGCUGCACUCAUACAUCAAGGCGGGCAACUUGGAGGCAGUCAAGUACUUGUGCGAGUGUGGCAGGAUCAAGCCACUUGGACAGGGCAAGCCACGUGGAGCACUGAUGAGCAUGGCACUGGAGCACGGUCAUUUGGAUAUAGUCAAGUAUUUCUUUAUCAAGAACCUCUUCAGCGAUAUGGGCGAGAAGGAGUUGCAGUUGGCAAUCAACAGUGGCAAUGUAGAUCUCGUUCGUCAUCUAAUGAAUGAGCGAGUCGGUGGUAUUGUAGUGCCACUCUCCAAGGCAAUCCUUCAGAACAGUGACCUGUUUGAUUAUCUUAUGCAACGCAAGUGUCUCUCUAUUGGCUCAUCAUUAGACUUCCAGCUGGCUUGUCGAUAUGGCUCACUGGACACAGUCAAGGCUAUGCACAAUGCCAAGUGCAGAUGUGAUCCAGAGUCCAUGAACAUCGCAUCAUUCCGUGGAUGUAUUGAUAUUGUUCAGUUCCUUCAUGACAGUCGAAGUGAAGGAUGUACAAUGAGCGCAAUGGAAGGUGCCAUCAUAAAUGGACACAUUGAUCUUGUUCAGUUCCUAGUGGCGCAGAGACCAGAGAUCAAUGUGGAGCACUCCAUACUUCUCACCAUCAAGUAUGACAACUUGGAUGCACUACGCAUUUUGUAUGGACACCUCAAGCAACCAUUCACGACACUGGGUGACAAGUUUGAUUGUUCAACAUUAUUGGAUACUUGUGACAAUGUAUCAAUGCUCCAAUUCAUCAAUGUCAACCUAACUGAUAUCUUUAUGGAGAUGGUUGUCGACCAAGUACUGGCUCACUUCAUCAGCCUUUGA
Messenger RNA from Acytostelium subglobosum LB1, 1713 nucleotides. RefSeq lists its product as hypothetical. The record is from RefSeq and is a predicted model, not a curated record. The coding region runs from base 1 to 1713 and encodes 570 amino acids. Lineage: Eukaryota; Evosea; Eumycetozoa; Acytosteliales; Acytosteliaceae. Gene Ontology annotation, molecular function: protein binding. The transcript is spliced from 2 exons.